GAAUUUCCUGAUUUGUUCUACCCCUGUACCCACCCUCUCCCUCUCACUGUUCUGCGACCAUUCGGGAGCCAGCCUUCAGCAACAGUUUUCUGAUGCCAGCAGGGCAAGCCACCGAACAGCAGCCACGACGCAGCAAGAGGAUCGCAGAUCACCAACAGCAACCGCAACCUGCAGUUCGACAACAGCCACAGACAAGCACUCAGAUGGCGAUCACGCCUCACAGCGGAACGUCAUCCGAGACUUCGACAUCUAGCAAUGUCGAACCCUUGCCGGUCUGUCCUGCUCAAGGGCCAAAUGAGUCCAUCACGGACUACAUUCAGAGAGUGGAGACCUAUACGGCCGCACUAACGCUUGCCAAGGAACGGCAGGAUGCUGCCGACGCAGACAAACAGCGGCUGGCAGCAGAAGCUGCAGCCAAAGCCCAGCAACAAGCUGAGGCGGAACAGUUGGCGGUCGGCAAGCUCAACGCCGACAGUGCUGACCUGCUGAUCACUCAACACGAUCAGUGGGCCGCUGUGCUCAACGAGAUGCGUUAUGUCCCCGUAGCAGGCGUCGAGCCGAUGACAGUACAGCAGGAGCGACAUAACCUGGCAGACAUUUUACUAUGCACGAUGCGUGCAGUCAUCUGGAACAACACCAUGGGAGACCUUCAUUCUAGGUCAGUAACGCAGCUGCAGAUCGAUCUAAACCAUAACGUGAAGACGCUUGCAGCAGCCAUCAAGGUCGCGGACUCCCAGCUGAAACAGAUGGACGCCCGCAUUGCUACUCUGGAGGCAAGGCCUUCCCAAGCAGCGCCAGGCUGCACACCAGACACGGCGAGGCAGCUCGGCGAGCGCAUCGACCAUGUCGUCAACCUAAUCAGCGACCUAAGUGACUUCACCAGUCCGGCUAUGAUCAGCAGCACGGUGGCCGCCAUCAAGACAAACAUCACCAAGCCGCAACCGGCAGCAGCUACGAAGGUAUACAAGAUGCCACGCUUCAACAUCGGCAAGUUCGAGGACUACAACAAGACUGACGCUUUGACAUGGUGGCAAGCCUUCCUCACCGAAGCAUCUUGCCACAAGGUCCCAAACGAAGACAUGAUGAAGACACUAUACCUCCAACUCAUUGGAGGUGCGCAGGCAUGGAUGAAACACCUCGCGGUUAACAAGGGAACCACUAUCACCGAGCUACACAAACACCUCACGUGGGAGGAUUUUGAACAGUUGUGGUUCACUCGUUUCAUGGUCCGCAACGUCGUGAAGGCGGCCAUGAACGAGGUCUACACUUGCUCAAAGGGAAGCAUGCCAACUCGAGACUGGACGAUCAAGUGGCAGAAGAUAGUGACCACGCCAGGCUUCGAUUUGAGUUUUACAAACCAACGAUCUGAGUUCUUCUCGCGAUCGUGCGCAGGACUGCGGACCGCACUCGGCAACGAGUACGAUUAUGCCUCGUUCCAGGCUAUUCUGGAUCGUGCGAAACUGGUCAUCCAAACGGAUGACAAGGCCGCUAACGAGAAGCAGUCCCAGCCGCAUUAUGUGGCUAAGCAGGGCUACCAACGACCGACACAUAACAAUGCCAUGAUUUAUGAAGAAACAGUCGAUCUCCACGCUGCAGCAGCAUCCUCGAGUGAUGGAGGAACUGUCGCAGCGCUCCCGCCGAAGCGUCCCAAGAGAGUUCGGAAGAACAAGGCCACAAGCGACGACAUCGACGGGAACUGGGCAGCAACCAUGGACGGCCUGGUACCACCAUUAGACCAGUCGAGCCAUGUGCACUUAGAUUGCGUAUGCGCAGCCUGUAAACCGUCGGCAAGUGAUCCGGUCAGCUCGCCACUGAUUUCCGAGGACUCGACGGCGUGGUCAAGACUUGAGGAGCUUGACCCGCUCACGAGAGAGGACUUCGCUUGGAUGCCUCUACCCUCCACCGGAACCUUGCCAAGGCCGCAUUGCAACGCCUUAAUGGCAAAUCUACGCUCCUAUUUGCACACUACAGUACCAGCUCCGUUGACGGACCACGGGGUAGCGGUUGUCGAUCUCCGCUCCUAUCUUGCGAAGAUUGACUGCGAGUAUGCCACCCAAAGGUACGCCGAAAUCGACGCUCCUUUGCUCUAUAUCCGCAUUCAAAUCGUAAAGGCAACCUGUAGUGCCUUGAUUGAUUGCGGAGCGUCUCGCAACUUUAUGAGCCAAGCCUUUAUGGCCCGUGCAGGCCUUGGCCCGCGCGUUCGAAGGAAGACGCCACCUACGCAAGUUACACUCGCGGCCGGCCGCACGCAAAAGUCAAUUGACAGAUGCGUCGAUGACGUUCCGGUAUACUUUGCGCCACUUGCGUGCGAGCCGGUGUCUUUUGACAUCCUCGACACCAAGUUCGACAGGAUUAUAGGCAUGUCUUGGUUGCGUAGCGCCGAUCAUCCGGUGAACUUCCACGACCGGACCGUUUACGUCUGUGAUCGGAACGGAGUGUUAGUCCCAUGUACGGUCGCGACCCCUCACACUUCGAUUGCUUGUCACGUGGUCUCCGUUGCGAGAAUUCGCGACGCCAUAGCUCGAAAUGAUGUCGAGGAGAUGGGCCUUGUAUUCUUGCAUGCUCUCCCCUCGCCGGACAGACCAGCCGCGUCACCGCCGGACCCACGCAUUUCUCACCUCUUGGACGAGUAUGGAGACGUCUUCGAGGCUCCCACCGGAACGGUUCCAGAUCGGCCCAUACGCCAUGGGAUCACUCUCGAAUUUGGCGUCGUCCCUCUGCGUGGAUGUAUCUACCACAUGAGCGAAGAGGAACUCGAAGUGCUUCGCGCAUAACUCGAUGACCUUCUCGACAAGGGCUGGAUUCGCCCUAGUUGCUCGCCAUACGAUGCACCUGUUCUCUUCGUCCGGAAGAAGAACAAAGAUCUACAGUUAUG
This is a messenger RNA of Chara braunii, 2875 nucleotides long. Lineage: Eukaryota; Viridiplantae; Streptophyta; Charophyceae; Charales; Characeae. The record is from the annotation of a GenBank genome assembly.